This is a messenger RNA of Ipomoea triloba (trilobed morning glory), 795 nucleotides long. RefSeq names its product receptor-like protein 35. Gene Ontology annotation, molecular function: protein binding. The coding region runs from base 1 to 795 and encodes 264 amino acids. The transcript is spliced from 3 exons. The record is from RefSeq and is a predicted model, not a curated record. Lineage: Eukaryota; Viridiplantae; Streptophyta; Magnoliopsida; Solanales; Convolvulaceae.
AUGGAGGAUGUCUUCAAUGUCACAGAUCAAGAGGGAAACAAGAUAACAGAUGAAGCAAUGUUGGAUUAUAUUAUGAAGACUACAACUUCUGAAACAACUGAGGGAAGAAGAGCCCUUCUCAAAUGGAAGAACACCCUUGAUUUCAAUGCUGAUGUUCUUCAUUCUUGGUCUAUUGCUAAUCUUCACAACAUUUGCUGGAACUGGACGGGUAUCACUUGCAACAACGUUGGAGCUAUUUAUAAGAUUAAGCUGGAUGAUUUCAGUCUCUCAGGUACACUUGAAAGCCUUGAUUUCGUUUCAUUUCCAAACCUCACCCGUUUUAGUCUCUAUAAUAACAACUUCACUGGAUCAGUUCCAUAUGCUAUUGCUAACCUCUCCCACCUAGUUUUCUUGGACCUCAGUUCGAACUGUUUUGUAAGCUUUAUAUCAUCAGAGAUUGGAAGAUUAACAAAGUUCCGGUUGUUGAACCUCGGAGGAAACCACCUUCGUGGUACUAUUCCCUCCAAAAUAAGCUAUCUUCAACACCUUACUUCCCUCUCCUUAAAUGACAAUUCUUUGACUGGCCAAAUUCCUGAAGCAAUAUUCUCCAAUUUGAGCAACCUUCAAACUUUUGAUUGUGGGGGAAAUUUGUUCCAUGGGCCAUUUCCACCAAGUUUAGUCAAGCUAUCCAAGCUUAAACAACUUGUCCUAAGUAAAAACAGUUUCUAUGGGUCAAUACCUCCUACAAUUGGAAAUCUAAGCUCACUAACCAAAUCUUCAUCUUGGCUACAACAUGUUGGACGGAAAUAUUCCUAA